Molecule: messenger RNA, 5503 nt
Organism: Sceloporus undulatus (fence lizard)
Lineage: Eukaryota; Metazoa; Chordata; Lepidosauria; Squamata; Phrynosomatidae
Gene: RIC8A
Product: RIC8 guanine nucleotide exchange factor A
Biological process (GO): G protein-coupled receptor signaling pathway
Cellular component (GO): cytoplasm; plasma membrane
Molecular function (GO): G-protein alpha-subunit binding; guanyl-nucleotide exchange factor activity
Source: RefSeq, a predicted model, not a curated record
UGAGCGUGGAUGCAUGUCCAUGUUUAUCUGCUCUGUGCCUGCCAUGUUUUGAUAUCCCUGGGCAUUCUAGGUUUUUCUGUGCAGUAGCAGAAAUCAGGACAGUGGGUGGAGGAGAGAAGAGGCUAUUUGAGAGAGCUGCAGCAGGCAGUUAUCUGUUUUGAGCUGUGUGACAACAAGCCCCCCCGCACAUCUAUAAUUAUACAGCCAGACUACAAAGCCCCCCUGCCACAAUCCCUGGCAUUCCAGGCCACCGCCAUUCUGUGGAGCAAUGGCGCUCCAGACUGUGCUAGAGACGGUAGAAAGUGGGGAACAAGACACUGUCCUCAAGGUGUUGCAGAUCUACAACCAAGAGAAAUCACAGUGCUUCACCUUUGAAAAUGAGGAACAGGAAGAAAGAAAGAAACUAGCCAUGCUUCUGAUCAAGUUCUUGGAGAGGGAACUCCAACCAUCCUGCCAGGUUGUAUGUUUAGAAAGCAUCCGGAUCCUGUCCCGGGAUAAAACCUGCCUUGAACCUUUUGCCACCAUGGAAGGCUUGAAGACCCUAGCCAGGCAUGCUGGAAUUGAUUACACAGAAGAGCGCAUUGUAGAAGUUCCAGACCUGGAUGUCAUCCUGGAGGCUCUUAAAUGCCUCUGCAACAUUGUCUUCAGCAGCCGAGAGGCUCAGGAGCUGACCUCUGAUGCCCGGAUUGUGGUGGGCCUCACAGAUCGCAUCAAGCUGUAUAAUGAGAGAAACUUUCCCCAUGACAUAAAAUUUUUUGACUUGCGUCUUCUUUUUUUGCUAACGGCACUCAGGCUGGACAUCCGACAGCAGCUGGCACAGGAACUCCGGGGCAUCAGUCUUAUGACAGAUACCCUGGAACUUACACUGGGAGUCAAGUGGCUAGAUCCCCAUGAGGUAGCUGCUGUGGAGAACCCUUCCAUGCCUUUACCCCGGCAGGAGGCAGAACGGGCCAUGGAGAUCCUGAAGGUGCUGUUCAAUAUCACCUUUGAUACCAACAAGAGGGAAGUGGAUGAGGAAGAUGCAGCUCUAUACAGACGCCUGGGUGCCCUCCUCCGUCACUGCCUGAUGAUUUCAGCAGAUGGAGAGGAUCGGACAGAAGAAUUUCACAGCCACACCGUCAAUCUCUUGGGCAAUCUGCCUCUCAAAUGUCUGGAUGUCUUGCUGGCCCCCAAGGUACAUCCAGGGUCACUUGAGUAUAUGGGAGUCAACAUGGAUGCUGUCAACAUUCUCCUGGAUUUCCUUGACCGACGUCUUGACAGGGGCCAUAAACUUAAGGAAAGCCUGACCCCUGUGCUGAACUUGCUAACUGAGAGUGCCCGGGCCCAUCGGCAGACAAGGAAGUUUCUUAAAGCUAAGGUACUCCCUCCACUACGGGAUGUGAAGAAUAGACCAGAGGUGGGAAACCUGCUAAGAAAUAAACUGGUGCGCCUCAUGACCCACAUUGACACAGAUGUGAAGCACUGUGCAGCAGAGUUCCUCUUUGUCCUCUGCAAAGAAAGCGUGUCACGGUUUGUGAAAUACACAGGAUAUGGGAAUGCUGCUGGGCUGUUGGCAGCACGAGGUCUCAUGGCUGGAGGUCGGACUGAAGGGGAAUACUCUGAGGAUGAAGAUACUGAUACAGAAGAAUACAAGGAAGCAAAACCCAACAUUAAUCCUAUAACUGGACGUGUGGAAGAGAAACUUCCCAACCCAAUGGAAGGAAUGACAGAUGAGCAGAAAGAGCAUGAAGCAAUGAAACUGGUGAACAUGUUUGACAAACUCUCCAGACAGCAAGUCAUCCAACCAAUGGGAAUGGAUCCAGAUGGCAAUUUAACCACUCUAGAUGAUGCUGUUGAUCAGUUGGCUGAGGAGAGGUUAUCAUCUGACUCUGACUUGGAACUAGACUAAACGGGUUCUUUGGUUCCUCAAUACCCUGGAGAUUCUCAACUCUCCCUCCAUAAGAGGUGUUGUAUCAGAAGAUCAGUCCCAAGAAAGGAUUCCUAAUGGGCUGGAUUCUUAUGCCCAAACUACUAGAACACCUGCUUCUUCUCUAUCCCUGUAACCCUCCUAUGAGAGCUUUUUACACCUGCUCUCUUUUCCCCCUCAGUAUCCCUAAGAAUUUCACAAUCUGACUCAUUCCAUGGACUUUCCAGCAUAUUUUACUGGAGUGCGAAAAGGGAGUGCGAAAAGCAAUCUUUCAUUGUAAUCCAGGGGUUUGGUAGCACAUCGAGCACACUUGAGUGCAUGUGUGCAGCUACUGCUAUGGUAUAUACUGAUAUUUGUGUGUUUGCAGCAAGGGUAUGUAUUGAUACUUGUGCCGAGAACAUAAUGUAGCAACCAUGCAAUGCAGUGGUAUUUAAGAGAGCAUGAGUAUUCUAAACAGCUGUGAACAUAUAGUUACAAACAGUGUGACUGGGAUGAGCCUGGCUUUAGGGGUUUUUUUUAAAAUAUGUGAUAUGUAAGCCUUUGUACCACUGGAGGCAUGCAAAUGGAACAUAUAUGGUGAUCUAAAUAUAUUUUUAGGCAGCUUCCUUUAAGAUAUGUUAACAGAUGACUUCAGGAAAGGACAAAAUGUACAUUGUGAAAAUAGUGUUAUUUGUGGGGCAGGUGCCAGAAGGUUUAUUGGGAAAAUGGUAGUGGGUGAGAGUCUGAAACAUUUUUUGCUUACAGUGUCAUAUAUGUUGAUAUUUCCAGAUUAUCUGGGGCCGAAAGGGUUCUGCUUCCUGUAUAAUCUGGCACUGUACUGUGUUCUUCUUUCUACCAUGUUUAGUCUUCUAAACUAACAUAAAUUUUGUGCUCUCGAAAUAAAAGGCAGAGUAGUUGCUUGACUGCACUCUUAAAUACGUGCUUUAGUUCCCAUACUCCCAGUGUUCUGCAUUCAAAGAUUGCUCUCAGGCACCUUCAUCCUUGACCCUGAUCUUAGACAUUUCUGUAUUUUAAAUGGGAAACUUGCCUUCCUGCUUGUUUCCACUUUACCAACAGUUUCUGAACUUAGCACUAAUGUAAAUUAAAAGAUUUUCACUAGAAUAAAGACAACCUGCAAGUAACAGUGUGUAUGCAUCUGAUUCUUGGGAUGUUGCAUCUCUGAGCAGUUAAGAGACAGACAGCUGUUUCUAGAACAGGUAAAGUACAGUGGGACCUCAGUAUCCAUGGACUGUAGAUUAUAUGGCUCAGUCUUAUUAUAAGCAUAGAGGAUCCUGCCUAGUGCAUGACACUGGAGACUGAUUUUUCAGCUAUUUCUACCUGUGAAUGUGUUAAAUUCUGUACACUUUAAAAUGUUGGAAACUUCAGGUUGUUGACAUAAACUGUCUUCACCUGGAGUAUAAUUGUGGCUGUUCCUGAUGUGUGUUCUAUCCCUUCUAUAUAAUGCAGGUAAAAGACUUAAGACCCAUUAUUCAUGUGUAUUUCAAAACAAUGAAAUAACUUGAUCAUAAAAAGGGAGCUCUGCUGACCAUCCAAUCAGGGUAUUCCUUUGCUGUUGCUUCCCAGCAAAGAGUAUGCGGAGGCAAAAUGCUUUUCAGUCUGGCAGUUCCAUAGCUUCCAUGACUAGAAGCCAUUGAUAAUAAUUUUGCCUUCCAUAUGCCAUCUUAGUAGUAGUAGUAGUAGUAGUCAUCGUCGUCAUCGUCGUCAAAUAGUGAGUUGAAUAAAUUUUCUGGAACAGCCAGGGGAAAACUAUGGCCUUUGGGUCUCCAUUUUGCAGCCCCUUAAUCUUCUAGCCAUUUUUUCCACAGAGACCCCCCCCCCAUUUUUUUUCAAAAAGGAAAACAAAUGCUGAAAAAAUAAGCAAAAAACAAAACACACAGUGAAGUGACAUCACUUCCAGUCACAUCUGAACCUGGAGUGCCCUUGAGAAUCUGAUGAAAAAAAAUGGCUUCGGCCCUUUCACAGAGGCCUAUCUCUGGUACAGAGUAAGUAAAAUGUAUGUAUUAUGGAAUUCAUCUUCUAACAAGUCUGGGAUUGGUAAGACAGAAAUAUAGCACUUUUUAAAUUGUUUUUAAAUUAUAGAGGUGGGACAGAAUUCCAUAAAUCUUACAACAAGCUUUUUUGUCCAACAUGAUAGAUUGUUUAGAAGUAAUAAGACAUUUCAACUGUUCCCAUAAACACAUCUCUUCAUGAAUUACAUGGUCUGCUGCAGUAUAUAGGAAAAGCAUUUCUGCUCUUCACUGGGUUGAUGAUUCAGAUGUCUUAUUUGAAUAGCAAACUCAAGAGCCUGCCAAUCCAGUACCUGUAUUUGAAUAAUAUAUUCAGAUAAACAAAUCUGUUCAUUUGAAAGUGCAAUCAGGAUUUCAUUGCAAAAACUUCCUUCCUGCAAAUACAGGUUUAGAAAAUUAAUAAACAAAAACAAUCUAGCUGCUUCAGGGAACUUGAAAAUUGAUUGAUACAUGCCUUCCAACUGUGGGGAACUGACAGAAUUUUAAUUAUGGAGGGACCGGGGAAUUUUAAACAUGUAUGGCUGUCUCUUAGUGACUGUGAUUAUAAGGACAAUCAUUCCCAUUCCCAUCUAGUUGGGAGAUUAUUAGCAUGAAAAGAAAAUCUGCAUUUGUGUAUUGAAUUGAAUUGUGUAUUGUGUAUUGAUCUUUAAGCAAGAUGAGAGACUGCGGGCAUGCAGAAGGCUCUAGACACUUUAUGACAGAACUGGAGGGUUAGUUUAUGGCUGCCAUCCUCUUUGUGACCGUCACAUGUAUUGCUCUUGUAUUCUACUCAAAAACUUCCCAUACAUGAUGGAUGUUGCUCUAUCUUCUUAAUCAGAAUGAAGGAGAAGGAGGAGGCAAUUCAGACUAUGAAGAUCCAGCUGUUAUGAGCUCCUGGGGGAAAGGAGAAUAUGACUGCACUCUAUUUGAGAGAGCACUCUUAUACCCUCUCCCAACCAUGAUGAGACCAGUUUCAUCUCCUCAUUCCCUCCCCUCCCUGCCAGUAAGCAACAGCAGUAAGGGGCCCUUCCUGAACCUUGACAGCUGCUGGGCAAGGUGGAAAUGCAGACCUGAGUGUGCAGAGCUAUGCUUACAUAUAGGAUUGUGGCCAGCAUAUCAUGCACUUCCCAUCCAACUGACUCCCUUCCAACUAACUUCAGAAAUAGUAAGAGCAAGUGACCAGGUCUGCAUGCACCUAGUUACUUACAGCUGCUGUACAAGAGGAAGUUGGAUCUGAGUCUAGUUGUUUUCUAAUAGUAUAUCUAUCCAUAAUGAUAUAUAGAAAUGCCAAUAAUAAGAGGACUAUACUAGUAAUUUGCAGUUUAUAAUACAGCACUACUGGUUUAGGAAUUUUACUGUUUCCAAGGUGACUAUCACAGAAUAUUAGAGAUGGUACACCCAACACACUUUCAAUAUCUCAGUCUACAAUUAAAUAAUGAAAGACGGCAUCCUACAGUGUGUAUCAGCCACAUCUGUGUUAAAGAAAUGGUGAACAUAUAUGCCUGUCAUUCAUCAACCUUCAUUAUACUCAGAGAAAUUUCACAAAUGAUGUGUAAAGUUGUGGGAUAGGAAACAAACUUUUGUAACACAUUUAGAUUUAGUAAACUGAAUA